Molecule: messenger RNA, 1724 nt
Organism: Rhopilema esculentum
Lineage: Eukaryota; Metazoa; Cnidaria; Scyphozoa; Rhizostomeae; Rhizostomatidae
Source: RefSeq, a predicted model, not a curated record
UCUGACUGAUGAAUAAUUUGAUCUUGACUUUUUGAAAAGCUAGAGAUUUUCCAACUUAAGCAUCUUUCAUAUAAAUAUUUGUAUUACAGACAUAGAAAUCAGAGGCGUUUGAUUGGGCCAGAGUGCCCCCACACUGCCCUCCUCACUUGGAUCGAGCCAGUAUGGAUUUCAUGGCAGCUACACUUCCGAGAAAUUUUUGUAAAAUUACGAGUGCACUCUUGCAAACCCAAAUAAUGGACAUGGAUUGGGUGUGGUUUUGGGUGUGGCUUCGAUUUAUAGAUUUUUUAAAGAUCGGAACUUUGUUUGCAAAAGAGAUUAAAAGAAAUUUAUCAAAUGACCAAAUGUCACUGCCAAUGCUAGAGGUCAGGCCAGAUGUAGGGCCAAAAGAGCUGAGAGUGAAGAUGAGCUGGAUAUCUUAUUUGUCUAUGACAAAGGAGAGCCAGAAACUGAAAAUAACAAUGGAUACAUAUUGCAUAUAUAGCAUGCAAGCAUUAGACAAAGCUGCCUUUUCGUGCUCUUUUGUGGUCUCUGCUCUUCGUGUUGAUGCAAAAAACUGUAACAAAGCAAGGAAGGCUCUUUCUAGGAUCCUGUUAAGGCGGCCAAAAUUGAAAGACAUUGUUUCAGACCAAACAAAUGCCAAGAAAAAAUUGUUAUUGUUGGACUCCAUCCUUUCAAAUAUUGACGAUUUGAAAGCCGAUGAACAAAUGUGUAUAAAAGAAAACAAUGGGGAACUGACACAGCAUCAGAUCAUUUGUACAUAUGACCAUUUCACAGCAGAUGAAAUACUUGAUGCAGUUUUGCCUGACGGAAUGGAAGUAACAACUGCAUUUGAAACAGUUGGUCACAUCGCACAUAUGAACUUGAGAGAAUGUCAUCUUCAGUUCAAAGAACUUAUUGGGACAGUUAUUUUGGACAAGAACCCAAAUAUAAGAACAGUUGUAAAUAAAACAAAUACAAUUGAAGAAACAUUCCGAUUCUUUAAAAUGGAGCUACUUGCUGGUGAAAAUGACACGUUUGCACAUGUGAAGCAACAUGGCUGUAAAUUUGAGUUUGACUUUUCUAAAGUUUAUUGGAAUUCAAGAUUACAAACAGAACACCAAAGGAUUGUAGGCAUUUUGGAUCAGAAUGAUGUUGUUUGUGAUGUAUUUGCAGGUGUUGGUCCAUUUGCUAUUCCAGCUGCAAAAAAGGGAUGCUUUGUGUAUGCUAAUGAUCUAAACCCUGAAUCAUACAAAGCACUACUCCAUAACAUAAAGAUAAAUAAAGUCUCAAACAAAGUUGUUGCCUACAAUCUAGAUGGAAGAGAAUUUUUAAAAAAAGUUUUGGGAAUAGGAUUGUUAGAGCAGCAAACAAUGCAAGAUGCCAACCAAACGAAAAAUAUCACCCACAUUAUAAUGAAUUUGCCUGCCAUAGCAAUAGAGUUUCUAGAUGUUUUCAAAUAUGUUGAUACACUGGCAUGCAGAAUUACAAGUGGUCUGACAGUUCACUGUUACUGCUUUUCAAAGAUGGAGAAUCCAUUUCAAGAUGUGGAAGGAAGGGUGAGGCAAAUUUUGGGAUCCAAGGUUGGUGAUUGCAAAGUGCAUAUGGUGAGAAAUGUGGCACCAAAAAAGGUUAUGAUGUGUAUUUCAUUUCACCUAACAUGUUUCAAUGGUAAAGAUAAGGUAGAACCUAAAGGAACAGAUCACAGUACAGAUAAACGAGGAACUAAAAGACCAGCAGAAGAUUAA